Molecule: messenger RNA, 1065 nt
Organism: Fonsecaea erecta
Lineage: Eukaryota; Fungi; Ascomycota; Eurotiomycetes; Chaetothyriales; Herpotrichiellaceae
Exons: 1
Coding region: 1-1065 (354 amino acids)
Source: RefSeq, a predicted model, not a curated record
AUGCCGACGAUACUAUUGCCCGCCUCGGCGGCCGCCUUUGCGCCGCGAUCAACUUGCAAUGUGGUGCUCAACACAAAGGUCGAGCCCUGGUUGACGGCCACCCUCAAGCGGAUCAACAAGAUCAAGCGACCUCUGAACAGUGUGCCUCAACAUACUCGAUGUCUGACCGAAACCCUGUCAUCGCCCAACGCCAUCUGGUCGCUGUGCUCAUUAAUGGUGCCCAAGGCGCCCGAGUCGGAGUUGAGGAAAGAUUCGAAUCCUCUGGUGGAGGCUUUGUUCAACUACCAACUCAUCCACAUCGAGGCAUACGUCGUGCAUGUCGACAUGGUCUCGCAGAACGAGGUCGCCUUCAAGCUGACAACAGACACUAUUGAUUCGCUGGUCGAGUAUCACAAGGAAGUCUUCUCUGUCGACACCAACGCCAACACCUGGGAGUGGUCGGAGAAGGAACAACAGCUCAAGAAGUUGCAGGAGGAGUUUGUGCAGGCGGCCAACAAGUUCGUCUAUCGGACAAGUGCCCACGCCCUGGAAGGUAUGGAGGAAGAUGGCGCCGGCGAGCUCCUGUGUGGCCGAAGCGACGAAGUGCGCACCGCCAUCAUGGGUCUCUUUGUCCCUCUUCUACCUCCCCCCCCAAGGAUCGUCGAUGUCAUUCGCCCGACUCCUCUGCUCCCCAGCUCGACCGGUGCGGAACAGUGGUGGUCGUCACAUCAUCUGCACGCCAUCCAACCAGCCCCCGUCGAGGCAUGGAAGAUUGUUCCCUCAAGCCCGAGCCCCGUCUCCUCUUGCGACUCGCAUCACAAUAUUUGGUCCAACGUGGGUGUGCACGAGAUUCAGCUUCCAUCGCCGACGCCCUCCUUCAGCCAACCUUACUCCACAGCGGCUUACAAUACGUCUCAAUACUACAGCGCGCCUGCUUUCAGCGCUCCGGCCACAACAUCAUCGUUCGCCCCGCUCCCUCUCCCGAGCAUGCUCACUCCACAGCCGUGCAGUACGUCUGCGGGUCUGAGCACGUUCGGAUGGGAUCGGUACCAAGAAUACACGAUGCCGUAUGCCACUGCCAUGUGA